This is a messenger RNA of Peromyscus eremicus (cactus mouse), 927 nucleotides long. It is a transcript of the gene Gml, whose product is annotated as glycosylphosphatidylinositol anchored molecule like. Bases 257 to 772 code for a protein of 171 amino acids. The record is from RefSeq and is a predicted model, not a curated record. The transcript is spliced from 4 exons. Lineage: Eukaryota; Metazoa; Chordata; Mammalia; Rodentia; Cricetidae.
AGAGCCUUGAGUGAGGAAUGUGCCAAUGGAGACUGGGGUUGGGGGCCGAGAAAGAGGCACCAAGACAAAGGUGGAUCCCGGGGGGAGGGACUCCAGAAAAGGUUUUAGGUCCUCCAGGGGGCAACCCCAUAGAGUUGAAGCCCUAAAAGAAGGGGUCCAAAGACUUUUGUAGGCCCGAGGAAGGGCAUUAAGAGAGGUUGAGAGAGAGUUGGAGCUUUUAAGGAAGUGCAUCAAGACAUGGUUCACCUGGUUAGAGAUGAUGCACCCCUUCUUCUUGAUAAUUCUCCUGGGACUCCCAUGGGUGCACACCACUGUCAACAAUACCAGUGGGUUGGACAACAGUACCAGUGGGUUAGACAUGGUCAUCAAACCUAGGCAAGAAGUAUUUCAAUGCUAUUUGUGUGCAGCCACAAACACCUUCAACUGCCUACAAAUGCAUACCUGUGUGGGUAAUAGCAGACGCUGUGCAGUAAUUGCCAUACGUAUGGACUCUCGUCAGCUCCUAGUCUACAAGAACUGUGUAGAGGACUGCUCGUUUGCGCUUAUUCAGCCUCCACCAACCCCUAGAAAGCUUCCACCAACCACUUACUUCUACUAUACCCAGUGCUGCUCUGGUUAUCUUUGCAAUGAAGGAGGACCUUCUAAUAUAGAGAGGGACUUGUCACCCCCUGUUGUGAUUGAGGAAGGGCUAAUUGCAAGAGCUGUGUGUCUGGGCGAGUUCAACCUUCUCCUGAACAUUUCCUUAAUCCUCUCCAGCAGCAUACUGAUCUGAGAGCCCCCCCCCCUUGGGGUAAACCCAUCUUCCCACAGCUGAAAGCAACUUUGUUCUUUGUUGCUUCCUUGUGAAGCAGAGACUGUGUUCAGGGCAUCUGGUGGGCCCCUUCAUAGCUUGUUGUAGGAAAGAAAUAAAGACAUUGUUGAAAAUGU